AUGGAGCAGGCAAGAUAUUGGAUGCGGAUGACGAGGGGGCCUCGCCUCAGCACUCAGAUCCCCGGGCUCAUCGUUGGAUCCGCCUGCAACGAGUCAUGGGAGGAGAAGGCCUUCGCUGAAGACACCGCAGGCCACUUAGGAGGCUGCGUAUGGCCGCCGAGAUCUUAUUCGUGUAGCUUCUGCAGACGAGAAUUCCGAUCGGCCCAAGCUCUCGGCGGGCACAUGAACGUGCACCGAAGGGAUCGAGCCAAGCUCAGGGAAUCUGCGAGCCUCAGCGAGGAAGCCGCAGAAGAACAACGUCAACCGCAGGUUAGCCCCUUAGCACUCGGUGCUGCUGCUAACCCUAACCCUAGUUCUGGUGUUCUAGCAUCACCCGUGUCUCCUAGGGUUCCUGCUCCAGUCACCACCAGAAGGAUUUGGAUCGAGGACACCCUUUUCUCUCCUUCCCUUUCUUCAUCUACCACUCGGGAGGACGUAAAGGAGUACUCGCUUCUUUCCACGACUACGCCUCUGGAUCUACUACUUGUGCCGGAACUAAAGCUUAGGGCAGAGGAUUUGGGGUCCAAGGAGUUUGGUCUCCGGAGAUGGAGAGACAUACAAGUCUGUGACGAGGAGGCCAACCGUAAGAAGAGAAGGAGAUGUGAUCAUCCAACGCCUGCUUUCUUCUUGAGAGCCUCUUCAGCAGAGCAGCAACAAGAUCGAUUUGAGGUUCUUAAUCCUAUCACAGUCGAAGACUUGGAUCUUGAACUUAGGCUUGGAGAUGCCCCUCUCAAAAUUAAGUAG
Messenger RNA from Musa acuminata AAA Group (dessert banana), 783 nucleotides. RefSeq names its product zinc finger protein 11-like. Lineage: Eukaryota; Viridiplantae; Streptophyta; Magnoliopsida; Zingiberales; Musaceae. The coding region runs from base 1 to 783 and encodes 260 amino acids. The record is from RefSeq and is a predicted model, not a curated record. The transcript has a single exon.